GUGGAGCGAGUUGCGGUCAUGUCUGGCAGAGGCAAGGGCGGGAAGGGGCUCGGCAAGGGGGGCGCCAAGCGGCACCGCAAGGUGCUGCGCGACAACAUCCAGGGCAUCACCAAGCCGGCCAUCCGCCGCCUGGCUCGGCGCGGCGGCGUGAAGCGCAUCUCGGGGCUCAUCUACGAGGAGACGCGCGGCGUGCUGAAGGUCUUCCUGGAGAACGUGAUCCGCGACGCCGUCACCUACACGGAGCACGCCAAGAGGAAGACGGUCACGGCCAUGGACGUGGUCUACGCCCUCAAGCGCCAGGGACUCGCAAGGGUGAUCGGUUUAUUCUUGUAGAAGCAGCGGGUUGCUAUGGCGCGCACGAAGCAGACGGCGCGUAAGUCGACGGGCGGGAAGGCGCCCCGCAAGCAGCUGGCCACCAAGGCGGCCCGCAAGAGCGCGCCGGCCACGGGCGGCGUGAAGAAGCCGCACCGGUACCGGCCCGGCACGGUGGCGCUGCGCGAGAUCCGGCGCUACCAGAAGUCGACGGAGCUGCUCAUCCGCAAGCUGCCCUUCCAGCGGCUGGUGCGCGAGAUCGCGCAGGACUUCAAGACCGACCUGCGCUUCCAGAGCUCGGCCGUCAUGGCGCUGCAGGAGGCGAGCGAGGCCUACCUGGUCGGGCUCUUCGAGGACACCAACCUCUGCGCCAUCCACGCCAAGCGCGUCACCAUCAUGCCCAAGGACAUCCAGCUGGCCCGGCGCAUCCGCGGCGAGCGCGCCUGAGGCUCACCCCCCGCC
Molecule: messenger RNA, 774 nt
Organism: Phalacrocorax carbo (great cormorant)
Lineage: Eukaryota; Metazoa; Chordata; Aves; Suliformes; Phalacrocoracidae
Source: RefSeq, a predicted model, not a curated record